UCUAAUAAUAAAAAUUUGUGGAAAACGAACACAAUCUAAAAGUCUAAAAUGAGACGCACACAAAUUACAUAUAAUUUAUAAUUUUGUUUAAAGAAAAUCAGAAAUACCCAAUAAUUUAUAAUUCAACCAGAACAAAGUGGUAACAAAUGUAACGCGAGUAAGUUAACCACGGUUAGGCCCAUUAAUAUGGUGGGGUUACCUGAGGUCCCGGGAUCGUCCAAGAAGAACUCCGGGAGCUCACAAUAUUACAGACAGAGGGGCCUAGAAUUAUUUCGAGUCAAAAGUCAGAAGGAAAGAAAAAGAAAAAGAAAAAGAAAAAAAGCUUGGCUGGUAGGGAGAACGAAGGCCAUGCAACAACGAAAUGCGAAGCGUGAUCAAGCCAUGAUUCUCAAUUGCGUGUAUCAAUUUACGGUGGAGUUUCCAGUGAUGCACUUCCAAAACCGUACAGCCAUGGCGGUGGUGGUAUUCAUCUCAUUCUCAUCUCUCUCUGCGUUUAUCAAUUGAAUAUCGAUUCCGUACCUACGUACGUUCAUCUGCUCCCCCAAUUUUCUCAAUACAUUCUCCUAAUCUUCCUUCCUUCCCUCCUAUUUUUAUGCCCUAGCCGCAAUCAAAUCCCCAAAUUGAUUUGAUUUCGUCUCGCAUUCGUUUCCCCCUUUUCUUUGCUUAGCUAUAUUCAUAGCGAAACCCUAAUAAUUUGAUGUUGUUCUUAGCUCCAAUUACAAUAAAACCAAUCGAAUCCUCGUGAGUUUGGAGGUAAUUGUUUUGAUGCGUUGACAGGAUUAUCCCCUUUAGGGUCAGGAAGGGGUAUAUGAAAUUGGGGGGAAUUUUUUUUUUGUAGUUGAGCUAUCGAUCUGAUCCUUAGAAACUUGCAGAAACUCGUCUUCUCUGAGGCGCCAUAGCUACAUUUCAUAGCUACAUUUUCAGAUGGUGAACUUUAAGAGAGCUAGGGAUUGUUAUUUCUAUUGAAUUCCACUGCGUUUGAUGGGGAAUGCUUGCAUAGGCCCUAAUGCCAGGAAGGGAUUUUUCGCUUCUUUGACGGCUACCGUCUGGAGAGGCCGUCGGCACCGCGAGCGAGACCCGAACAAAGGGAAGGAGAAAGAUAAGGAUAAGGAUAAGGAUAAGGACAAGGACAAAGAGAAAGAGGAGAAUGAAACCAGCAACAAUCAAGCUAAGAAGGAUAGCAGCACUGACAAUGGAGUUGCAGGGAAUUCAGUGUGUAAAAUUGACGGUACUUGUCAAUCUGAUGUCCAGAGCACGCCCCCUGCUCCGAUCAAAAUAAGAGAUGCCGAGCCUAAACCUGCUGAGGAGCCGCCAAAGGGGGAAGCAAAGGCCGAGGCUCGUGGUAAUAAUGCCAGCAAGAGGGUGAAGUCGAAGAAGGCCAGUCAUAUGAAGAGCGUAUCGAGCGCAGGACUGUUGGUCGAUUCUGUGUUGCAGCGAAAAACCGGGAACUUGAAGGAGAAGUAUGUUUUGGGGAAGAAGUUGGGACAGGGGCAAUUCGGCACGACUUAUUUAUGCAUCGAGAAGGAUACUAACAAGGAGUUCGCCUGCAAGACGAUUGCUAAGAGGAAAUUGACUAACGACGAGGAUGUUGAGGAUGUUAGGAGAGAAAUUCAGAUAAUGCACCACUUGGCGGAAAAUCCCAACAUUAUCUCCAUUGUCGGAGCUUAUGAGGAUGCAGUCGCAGUUCAUGUUGUGAUGGAGCUUUGUGCUGGUGGGGAGCUUUUCGACCGGAUCAUCGACAGGGGGCAUUAUACAGAAAGAAAGGCUGCUGAGCUCGCCAGGAUAAUUGUUGGGGUUGUCGAAGCCUGUCAUUCCUUGGGAGUCAUGCACAGGGACUUGAAACCCGAGAAUUUUCUUUUCGUGAGCCGGGAAGAGGAUUCGCAGCUCAAAACCAUUGACUUUGGGCUCUCGGUGUUCUUCAAGCCAGGUGAGAUAUUUAGGGAUGUUGUGGGAAGCCCGUAUUAUGUGGCGCCGGAGGUAUUAAAGAAGUAUUACGGCCAAGAAUGCGACGUGUGGAGCGCUGGAGUUAUUAUUUACAUUUUGCUUUGUGGAGUUCCGCCCUUUUGGGAUGAAACGGAACAGGGGAUAUUCGAGCAGGUUCUGAAGGGGGAUCUCGACUUCGUCACGGAUCCUUGGCCUAGUAUAUCGGACGGUGCAAAGGAUCUUGUUCGAAGAAUGCUCAUCCGCGAUCCCAAGCAACGGCUCACUGCCCACGAAGUUCUGUGCCAUCCGUGGAUUCAAGUUGGCGGCGUCGCUCCAGAUAAGCCUCUCGAUUCUGCUGUCCUAACUCGUCUGAAGCAAUUCUCCGCGAUGAACAAACUCAAGAAGAUGGCUAUCAGAGUUAUUGCCGAAAACCUCUCUGCUGAAGAAAUUGCUGGGCUGAAAGAAAUGUUCAAAAUGAUUGACAGCGACAACAGCGGGCAUAUAACUCUCGAGGAACUUAAAAACGGAUUGGAAAGAGUCGGCGCGGACCUCAAAGAUGCAGAAAUAGUCGAUCUAAUGCAAGCUGCUGAUGUCGACAACAGCGGAACUAUCGACUAUGGAGAGUUCGUAGCAGCGAUGCUGCACCUGAACAAAGUCCAGAAAGAGGACCAUUUGUACGCGGCGUUUUCGUACUUCGACAAAGAUGGCAGCGGGUACAUCACGCAGGACGAGCUUCAACAAGCCUGCGAGCAGUUCGGUCUCCACGACUUGCAGAUGGAAGACCUGAUCCGCGAAGUUGAUCAGGACAACGAUGGCCGGAUUGAUUACAAUGAGUUUGUAGCUAUGAUGCAGGACACUGGUUUGGGUAAGGGGUUCAAAUCCAUGUAGAGAGAAAAUGUGUAUGUAUGUAUCUAUAUAUUAUGUAUGUAUAUAUAUAUAUACAUAGAGAGAGAGACCACUCUCUAUCUGUUGAUGUUAUUGAUAGGUUGUUUUUUUUUUUGGUUAGGGUAUGAAAGAUUACUUCAUUCUUUGAUUUUUCACGUCUUUUUGUUGUAUUUAGCCGUUGUUGUAUAGAAGCAAUGCAUUGGAAGAUUGAAGCUUGA
Messenger RNA from Andrographis paniculata, 3026 nucleotides. Its product is annotated as calcium-dependent protein kinase 20-like. Lineage: Eukaryota; Viridiplantae; Streptophyta; Magnoliopsida; Lamiales; Acanthaceae. The transcript is spliced from 7 exons. The record is from RefSeq and is a predicted model, not a curated record. Gene Ontology annotation, biological process: protein autophosphorylation; intracellular signal transduction; peptidyl-serine phosphorylation. Bases 982 to 2811 code for a protein of 609 amino acids. Gene Ontology annotation, cellular component: cytoplasm; nucleus. Gene Ontology annotation, molecular function: calcium ion binding; calcium-dependent protein serine/threonine kinase activity; calmodulin binding.